Molecule: messenger RNA, 1433 nt
Organism: Mytilus californianus (California mussel)
Lineage: Eukaryota; Metazoa; Mollusca; Bivalvia; Mytilida; Mytilidae
Exons: 3
Coding region: 169-1143 (324 amino acids)
Biological process (GO): immune response
Cellular component (GO): membrane
Molecular function (GO): tumor necrosis factor receptor binding
Source: RefSeq, a predicted model, not a curated record
UAACAUCAGAAAUGUAACACAAUAUUAUCUUGGUGUUUUAGUGUUAGAAAACAAUCAGUAGUUUUAAUUUCUAUUAAGUUAUCAGUAAUCGGGGAUAAAUAAUGAUUGAAAAAAGGUAUUGAAAAAAAUAUUGAAAUUUUGGAUUGAUAACAUAUAGUAAAUAGAGACAUGGAAAGACCACAGGUUGUGGAAGGACAAAGAUACUCUAGUCUAGAUAAUAGAAUAAAUGAUGAAUUUGUUGCAAUAGGACAAACAGUAUUGCCAUCGGCACCACCAAGGACCAUGUCUCAACCAAGGCAACAGGUAGUGUUCACAGUGGAAGGAGAUACUCAGCAAAGAUCUCCCUCAUGUCAGAAUUCAAAGUGUUGUGUUGUAACCUGUUUGCUCAUGUUUUGCCUAGUUUCAUCUGCCGUAUCACUUGGACUGCUAGGAUACGGUAUUUUGACAGUUUUGGACGUAUAUCACUGGUCAGCAGAAUCAGUGGAUGAUUCAAGGUUAGAUUCGUGGAAGUACACCGACGAAACAACAUUAUGUGUUACCUUAUCUGGAAAAGAUCUUCAACAUUCUGGUUGUGCUAAACAUCUAUUUAAUGAUAUUUCUGAUGAUAAAAAUUACACAUGUUGCGUUAGGGACUCUAGACAAUAUUCCUUUCUUUAUCAAUUGAUGAAUGAAGAGCAAAGUCGUCGAGCAUCCGCUGUAAACAAUGACAUAUGUACCCACUCAAACGCCAUAUCGGAAGUUUUACACAACGGUACCUUAAUUUGGAAACCAGCAAAGGAUUGUGAAAUAAAUGGAAAAACCACGAAAGCCAGUCUCUUCGAAAUAAAGGAAUCUGACAUUUAUAUUGUAUAUAUAUCUAUAGCUAUUAGGUUUGAGAAAACUUACAAGAAUCUACCUAAUCACCAAAUACGAAUAAAACUUUACCGACGGCCCGUUAACGGUACAAACGGUAUGAACGAUGUAGAACUUAUGCACAAGACUAUGAACGUGAGGAAAGAGUUCCAAAGCUUUGAAAAUGAGUUUUUGUAUGGAGCAUUUAAAUUGCAAAAAGGGGAAUAUAUAUAUAUAGAAGUGAAAAAUUCUGAAUACCUGUAUAACUAUGAGGAAGCCUCUGCUAUUGGAUUUUUCAAGAUCCAGAAAUGAGUAUUAAAUGAUAUAACUUUUGUGAUAAUACGGUUGUUUGUAAAAUAUAAAUAUAUUUAUGAUUUUUGUUGUUAGAGACAAUUUUACUUCCAUUGUGAAUUAAUCAUCCGGUUAAGAUACAUUUGUAAAUGUUUUUUUUUUAAUUUGUAUUGCUAGUGUACAUAGAAAAAAAUAUUUAGGAAAAUCAAACAGUCUUUUAAUGUUAUACUUCAUUUUUAUUUCUUAUAUUUGAAGUCAUUAAUAUUUUUUUAACAGUUUAUUCAUUUAUUAAUUAAAUCAAUUUCCAACUA